CACUCCCUUCCGCGUUUCCAAGGAUUUUGCGUUUUGCCUGCAGGACGAAGCACAGACGAGAGAGAACGAACAGCCCCAACGCUGUGACGACGUCAUUGAACGUGAGAGCAUCGGCGAUCCAUUUCAGGCGAAUCUUUCAUUUUGAGGGCUUUAAAGUUCUAACUCUGGUUUGCAAUCUAAGAUGACGCCAGUGUGCCCUUUUGUCAAAGCUGCUCGUCCUGAUGAUACCUCUUCAAAAAAAUCUGGGGAAAAUUCAGUUAAGCAUCAAGCUGCGUCUGAGAGUAAGGCCAAAAAAGAUUCUAACAACUCAGCCGGUGCUUCACCAAAAUGCCCUUUUGGAUAUGACUCCCCAGCAAAAAAAGAGUCUGACAGCUCAGCUAGCGCUUCUCCUAAGUGCCCUUUUGGAUAUGACUCCCAAACAUUUAAGAUUGGUCCUCUUAGCUGUAUGAUAUGCCAGGCACUCCUAUUUGAAACUAGCAAAUGUGUGCCCUGUUGUCAUGUUUUCUGCAAGGCAUGUAUAUCACGCUUUAAGGACUGUCCGUUAUGUGGGGCUGAUAUUGAGAAAAUUGAGCCUGAUGCUAAUCUUCAAGGUACAGUUGAUCGCUUCAUUGAAGGUCAUGCUAGGAUCAAAAGGUCUAUUAGUUCAGACAAAGGAGAAGAAACAGAAGAGAAUAAGCCAGUUAUAUACGAGGAUGUAUCUUUGGAAAGGGGUUCCUUCUUAGUGCAACAGGCCAUGCGGGCAUUCCGUGCUCAGAAUAUAGAAAGUGCCAAAUCAAGGCUCAGCCUCUGUGCAGAAGAUAUUCGUGGCCAAUUAGAAAAGAUUGGUAACACAUCAGAAUUAUGCUCACAGCUUGGAGCAGUAUUAGGCAUGCUUGGUGACUGCUGCCGAGCUAUGGGGGACGCUAGUUCUGCAGUUGCUUAUUUUGAAGAAAGUAUUGAAUUUCUCUCGAAGUUACCAAAAGAUGACUUGGAGAUUACGCAUACACUUUCUGUUUCUCUGAAUAAAAUUGGAGAUCUUAAAUAUUAUGAUGGAGAUUUAGAAACUGCAAGAUCCUACUAUUUUCGGUCUUUGAAUGUUCGGCGUGAUGUAGUCAAGCAUCAUUCAGAUGUUCCAUCCCAGGUUCUAGAUGUUGCUGUUUCUCUUGCAAAAGUGGCAGAUGUGGACAGGAAUCUGGGAAACGAAAGUUUGGCAACGGAUGGAUUUCAAGAAGCUAUUGACUUAUUGGAGAAGUUGACACUGAAAUCUGAAGCCAGUGGCCUUGAGCAACGUCGACUUUCGGUGCUAGAGUUCCUCAGAAGCCAACUUGCAGAUAAACAAGAACAAGCCGAGGCAACAGUCUAAGAUCAUACAUACAUAUAUCUUCCCCAUGAGAAGGCAGGCUUCAGUUUCGGUUGCAUAAAUGUGUUUCUGUAAGCCACAUGCAAAAUCUGUAAAAUAAGCUCCACGAAACAGAGAAGAUCCUCAAUUCUCAUCUAGGAAGAAGAGCUUUCAGGGUAAAAGCUAUGUAUUUCAGGCCAUCCCUAAGUCGCUUUAUUAGAUGCCACUUCUGAGAUUCCACUCAUCAUGUCUAUAUCCUUCUGUUUCUCACCUUUUUUUUUUUAAUCGUUUCUCUUCUUAGUGUACAAGGGACAAAUUGUAUUUCGAUUCUCUGUGGUUAAUGUAUUAACGUGUUUCUGAA
This is a messenger RNA of Prosopis cineraria, 1679 nucleotides long. Its product is annotated as protein NCA1-like. Lineage: Eukaryota; Viridiplantae; Streptophyta; Magnoliopsida; Fabales; Fabaceae. Gene Ontology annotation, molecular function: ubiquitin protein ligase activity; protein binding. Bases 182 to 1342 code for a protein of 386 amino acids. Gene Ontology annotation, biological process: protein ubiquitination. The transcript has 8 exons. The record is from RefSeq and is a predicted model, not a curated record.